AAUGAACAUAAAAGAAGCAGAAGAAGAAGCUGCCGUUAAACCCGAAGAAGAAGAAGAAGCCGGACCCUUCUCCAACAACAAUGGCGUCCUCCAUGACGGGAGACGGCGUGAGUGAAGCACAAACGGGGAAAAAAUCGAAAAAGACUAAAAACCACACGGAUGAUUCUGAACUCCUGAGUGUUCCUGAUGGAUGGAAAGAGGCGUCUUUCACCAGAGAGGACAACCCCCGUGGUCUGCUGGAGGAGAGCAGCUUCGCCACCCUCUUCCCCAAAUACAGAGAAGCCUACCUAAAGGAGUGCUGGCCGCUUGUGGAGAAGGCUUUAGGAGACACACAUGUCAAAGCCACACUGGACCUGAUCGAGGGAAGCAUCACAGUUUGCACCUCGAAGAAAACGUUUGACCCGUACGCCAUCUUGAGAGCCAGAGACCUCAUCAAGCUGCUGUCCAGGAGUGUCCCCUUCGAACAGGCUGUGCGGAUAUUACAGGAUGACAUGGCAUGUGACAUCAUCAAGAUCGGGACCCUGGUUAGGAACAGAGAGCGGUUUGUGAAGCGAAGGCAGCGGCUGAUUGGCCCCAAGGGCUCCACACUAAAAGCGUUAGAGUUGUUGACCAACUGCUAUGUGAUGGUGCAAGGCAACACGGUGUCGGCCCUCGGGCCCUUCAACGGUCUGAAGGAGGUGCGCAAAGUGGUGAUGGACACGAUGAAGAACAUUCACCCCAUCUACAACAUCAAGACACUGAUGAUUAAGCGGGAGCUGUCCAAAGACGAAGACCUGCGGCUGCAGAGUUGGGAACGCUUCCUGCCAAAGUUCCGCCACAAGAACCUGGCCAAGCGCAGGGAACCCAAGAAGAAGAGUGUGAAGAAGGAGUACACGCCGUUCCCUCCGCCACAGCCGGAGAGCACGGUUGACAGGGAGCUGGCCACAGGAGAAUUCUUCCUGCGUGAAAGUGUGAAAAAGAGGAAGAAGAUGGAAGAGGUCAAGGUGAAACAAGCAGAGGCUCUGACCAAGAAGCAGGAAGAGCGGAACAAAGCUUUCAUUCCUCCGAAAGAGAAGCCUUUAAUGAAGAAGACCAUGAAAGCUCCUACAGAAAGCAAGCUGGACAUCGAAGCCAUUAAGGAGAAAGUGAAAAAAGCCAAAACCAAGAGACUGGGGGCUCCACCAGUGAACCCGGCUCCCCCCACCAGCAGCACCACCGGCAAGAAGAAGAAGAAGAGCAAAACAAAAAACAAAGGCUGAACAGACUUGCACCCUCAGCUGUGCACCAUGUGGUGUGUUUAAGGACUCUGUACGGACACAGGAAGGUCCUGCACAGUUCAAUGGACCAUGGACGUUUCUAUUGGACUUCGUUUGUUAGGAGGAUUUCCUCUUCAUAUUUCAUAGUGUUAUCUUAUAUCUGGAGACCAGAGCACCAGUGAGUGAUGACGUGUUCCUCAUGUCUGCUUCAUUUGUCUUCUAUUGUUCUGACUUUGUAUAGUCGGUAUUUAUAGGUUUCAUAACAUUCUGCUCUCUUCCCGUACGUCUGAGUUCAGGAGGAGGCGACUCACAGAUGGAAAUGUAAAAUAAAGAAGAUUUUUAACAACCUG
Messenger RNA from Cottoperca gobio, 1585 nucleotides. It is a transcript of the gene krr1, whose product is annotated as KRR1 small subunit processome component homolog. The record is from RefSeq and is a predicted model, not a curated record. Gene Ontology annotation, molecular function: RNA binding. NCBI's taxonomy places the organism in Eukaryota, Metazoa, Chordata, Actinopteri, Perciformes, Bovichtidae. The transcript is spliced from 10 exons. The coding region runs from base 81 to 1238 and encodes 385 amino acids. Gene Ontology annotation, cellular component: nucleolus; small-subunit processome.